This is a messenger RNA of Cutaneotrichosporon oleaginosum, 186 nucleotides long. RefSeq lists its product as uncharacterized. Lineage: Eukaryota; Fungi; Basidiomycota; Tremellomycetes; Trichosporonales; Trichosporonaceae. The record is from RefSeq and is a predicted model, not a curated record.
AUGACCGUAGAGAACAAGCCCGAUCGCUCCGCCGUGGGGACGAUGAGCACGGAGCGCUUGCCCAUCGUCGACAUCAGCCCCUACCUCGACGACUCGGCCACGGACGAAGAUAGGCGGAAGGCUCGUGAUGCACUCGACAGCGCGUGCAGAGAGUUUGGUGAGUGCUGCGUGGCUGGGACAGGAUAG